AAGAAAGCAUCGACUGGAUCCCAGCUUGGGUGUCUUUUGAAGCAGUCACUGCAAAACUACAAGUCCCAGAAUGCCUUUCAUAAGACAGGCCUAUCAAACUCACACAUGCUCAGUGUAGUAGUAGGAACCUGUUCUCUAUAGGUUCUUAGCUAUGUUAACUAAGGUGGAGCAAAUGGCCCUACCCCAAAAGCAAGCUCCAGGAUUGGAAUUUGAGCCCAGCCUCAGGGUGGAGCCAGAAUUUACCUUUGUACUCCAGGCUGGUCAGGGUUGGUAUUACCUGGCUGGGUGUGUCCAGAACUGGCUGCCAUCCUGACCCGUCUGCAAGCUGCUAACAGGUUCUGUGGACAGCUACCAUGGCCUCUGGGCUGGCAGAAGAGUUUUACCCAAGUCCUGGGGAGUCUGAACUGGCUGUGAACCCCUUUGAUGGGCUCCCCUUCUCUUCCCGCUACUAUGAGCUGCUUGAGCAGCGCCGAGCCUUGCCCAUCUGGGCUGCUCGCUUCCUGUUCUUGGAGCAUUUGGAGAGUAGUCCAACUGGAGUGGUGCUGGUGUCUGGGGAACCUGGCUCUGGCAAGAGCACCCAGAUUCCUCAAUGGUGUGCAGAGUUUGCGCUUGCCAGGGGAUUCCAGACAGGCCAGGUUACUGUCACUCAGCCCUACCCUCUGGCAGCCCUGAGCCUUGCUUCACGGGUGGCCGAUGAGAUGGACCUGACCCUGGGUCAUGAGGUUGGAUACAGCAUCCCUCAGGAAGACUGCACUGGGCCCAGCACCAUGCUCAGGUUCUGCUGGGACAGGCUGCUUCUUCAGGAAGUGGCAUCAACCCGGGGCCCUGGAGCCUGGAGUGUGCUGGUACUGGAUGAGGCUCAGGAGCGGUCAGUGGCCUCAGAUUUACUACAGGGGCUGCUGCGAGAUGCCAGACUGGGAAACCUUCCAGGGGACACCAGAGUGGUUGUGGUUACUGACCCAGCUCUUGAACCUAAGCUCCAAGCCUUCUGGGGCACCCCCCCCAUUGUGCAUGUACCCAGAGAGCCUGGUGGGGAUCCCACCCCUGUCUACAGGGAUACCGUCCCUACUCAUUUGGUGGAAGCUGCCUGCCAGGCUGUGCUUGAGUUCUGUCAGCAGAAAGAGACACCAGGAGAUGUGCUAGUAUACCUGCCCAGUGAGGAGGAAAUUUCCCUGUGCUGUGAAUCCUUGUCCAGGGAGAUGGGGACAUUGACUGUCCCAGGGCCUCCACUACAGGUGCUGCCCCUUCACCCAGGCUGCGGUCAAUCCAUUCAGGCUGUGUAUGAGGACACAUACUCGGGUGCCCGGAAGAUUGUGGUCACCCAUUGGCUGGCAGACUUCUCCUUUUCCCUCCCUUCCAUCCGACAUGUCAUUGACUCAGGACUGGAACUUCGAAGUGUUUACAAUCCUCGGAUCCGGGCUGAAUCCCAGGUAUUAAGGCCAAUUAGCAAGUGUCAGGCAGAGGCAAGACGGCUGCGGGCAAGAGGGUUCCAACCAGGAUCCUGCCUCUGCUUGUAUCCUAAGUCCACCCUAGAACUAGAGGCUCCCCCACUGCCUCGCUCCAGAGUGUGUGAAGAGAAUCUGAGCUCCCUGGUGUUACUACUAAUGAGGAAACAGAUUGCAGAGCCAGGGGAGUGCCACUUCCUGGACCCUCCUGCGCCAGAAGCACUGAUGCAGGCCCUAGAAGACUUAGACUAUCUGGCUGCCCUGAAUGAUGAUGGGGACCUGUCAGACUUGGGAAUCAUCCUAUCAGAGUUUCCCCUGCCCCCUGAGCUGGCCAAAGCCCUCCUGGCCUCAUGCAAGUUUGACUGCGUGGAUGAAAUGCUCACCCUUGAUGCCAUGCUCACUGCUGCCCCUGGGUUUACUCGUCCUCCGCAGUGUGCAGAAGAAGCUACCCUGCGCCGUGCCUUGGAACAUGCGGAUGGCGACCACAGCUCUCUGAUCCAAGUUUAUGAAGCCUUUAUUCAAAGUGGAGCAAAUGAGGCUUGGUGCCAGGCUCGGGGUCUAAACUGGGAAGCAUUGUGUCAAGCCCAUAGACUCCGAGGAGAGCUCCUCCAACUAAUGCAGGGAAUUGAACUUCCCUUGUCCCAGCCAGCCUUUGGCUCUGAGCAGAAUCGCAGAAACCUUCAGAAAGCACUGGUAUCAGGAUACUUCCUCAAGGUGGCGCGAGACACAGAUGGGACUGGAAAUUACCUGCUUCUUACCAACAAGCAUGUGGCCCAGCUCUCUUCAUACUGCUGCUACCGAAACCGGAGGGCUCCAGCCAGACCACCACCAUGGGUGCUGUACCACAGUUUCUCCAUAUCCAAAGACAACUGCCUUUCCAUUGUUUCUGAGAUUCAACCUCAGAUGCUGGUGGAGUUGGCCCCUCCAUACUUCCUGAGUAACUUGCCUCCUGGUGAGAGCAGAGACCUCCUGAACGAGUUAAGAGAAGCAACAGCAGAGCCAUCAGCAAAGACGGAGCCUUCCUUUCUCCAGGAGUACAGAGAAGCCUGUGUUCUGCAGUGAGCUGCCUAGGGAGGAGGGCUGAGUUCACCAUUAGGCAUUGGGUCUUCCCUCAGACCAGUGCCAAGAUGGUCAGCCGGACUUAGAAAUCCAAAGUGUAGAGUCAGAUUUACAUCUUGGAACCCAUGAGCCAAGAAACAGUGGGCUGUGGGGGGGAAGGGGGCAGGAAACAGGGUAAACCAUG
Molecule: messenger RNA, 2688 nt
Organism: Nannospalax galili (Upper Galilee mountains blind mole rat)
Lineage: Eukaryota; Metazoa; Chordata; Mammalia; Rodentia; Spalacidae
Gene: Dqx1
Product: DEAQ-box RNA dependent ATPase 1
Exons: 12
Coding region: 354-2507 (717 amino acids)
Cellular component (GO): intracellular anatomical structure; spliceosomal complex
Molecular function (GO): RNA binding
Source: RefSeq, a predicted model, not a curated record